Molecule: messenger RNA, 1343 nt
Organism: Neltuma alba
Lineage: Eukaryota; Viridiplantae; Streptophyta; Magnoliopsida; Fabales; Fabaceae
Product: DNA repair protein RAD51 homolog 3
Exons: 9
Coding region: 156-1145 (329 amino acids)
Biological process (GO): DNA repair; meiotic DNA recombinase assembly; reciprocal meiotic recombination
Cellular component (GO): replication fork; Rad51B-Rad51C-Rad51D-XRCC2 complex; Rad51C-XRCC3 complex
Molecular function (GO): crossover junction DNA endonuclease activity; ATP binding; four-way junction DNA binding
Source: RefSeq, a predicted model, not a curated record
CGAGAAGGUUGCUCGGUGGGGUAGAAGAGAUCGAUUAGCAGUGGCUAGGUGGUGAAGGCGGAGAGGGAAUCAUCGCCUGGGCACGGUGGACAAGAAGCGAUCGACUUGGAGGGGCUCGGCGGUGAAGCUAAAGAAGGAAUCACUGCUUGGGCUAGAUGGAAAAAAAGGAAUCAUCGCGGGAAAUCGGUGAAGAAAGAAUCAUCGCGUUAGAAGGAACUGAUCUUGAUGUUUCAGAGAGUGGAGCUUCUGAAAUUUUGAAAUAUGUGUCACAAUUUAGUAGGUUGGACGGAUCAAGCAGGAGUCCUGCUACUUUUGAUGGUGCGCAGACUGCUUGGACAAUGCUCAGUGAGGAAAAGUUUUUACCAUGCAUUACAACAUCUUGUCUGGACCUGGAUAACAUCCUUGGUGGAGGUAUUAGGUGCAGAGAAGUCACCGAAAUUGGUGGAGUUCCAGGAAUUGGUAAAACACAAAUUGGGAUUCAGCUUGCAGUUAAUGUUCAGAUUCCAAUAGAAUAUGGUGGCCUGGGCGGGCAAGCUAUAUACAUUGACACAGAGGGUAGCUUUAUGAUGGAGCGUGUUCUACAGAUUGCUGAAGCCUGUGUAGAAGACCUGUCAGAAUAUGGCCACCUUCGCAAGGAUGCUCAAGAUUCUCAAGUUAAAAUGCACCCUAAUAAUGUUUUGCAAAAUAUAUUCUACUUUCGUGUUUGCAGCUAUACUGAGCAAAUUGCUUUGGUAAAUUACUUGGACAAAUUUGUCACAGAACAUAAAAGUGUGAAGAUCAUCAUUCUUGACAGUGUUACCUUCCACUUUCGCCAAGAGUUUGAUGAUAUGGCCCGCAGAACUCGAUUACUCAGUGAAAUGGCUUUAAAGUUUAUGAAGCUGUCGAAAAAGUUCGGUUUGGCUGUUGUAAUGUUAAAUCAGGUAACAACCAAGCUCAUUGAUGGUUCGUUUCAAUUGGCCCUUGCACUUGGUGAUAGCUGGUCACAUAUGUGCACAAACAGGAUCAUCUUAUAUUGGAAUAGCAAUGAACGAUUUGCAUUCAUUGACAAGUCCCCCUCUCUUAAAUCAGCAUCCGCAUCAUAUUCUGUGACCAGCAGAGGGAUUCGCAAUUCUACUUCAAGUAGUAAACGGAUUAAAAUGAUGUGAUGUUAUUCUGUUUUUUUUUUUAUUUAAAACAUUAUAUGGAUAAGAUCAAUUGCCAAGUCGUCUUCCUUUGUUACUUGACGUAGUUGAUAUCUGAACUUAGAAACUUUUUGUGGCUUAGAGGAUGUGACAUUGAGUGAAAAAUUAGAUCUUGGGUUCGACAUCUUAGCAUGAAAUUUGAAAUGAAUUGCAUUUGUAUAA